This is a messenger RNA of Rhagoletis pomonella (apple maggot), 926 nucleotides long. RefSeq lists its product as uncharacterized. NCBI's taxonomy places the organism in Eukaryota, Metazoa, Arthropoda, Insecta, Diptera, Tephritidae. The record is from RefSeq and is a predicted model, not a curated record. Gene Ontology annotation, cellular component: nucleus; transcription regulator complex. Bases 267 to 821 code for a protein of 184 amino acids. Gene Ontology annotation, biological process: regulation of transcription by RNA polymerase II. The transcript is spliced from 2 exons.
UUCUUAUACGAAGAUGACAUCUAGAAUACGAAGAAGAGGUGGAAUAAGAACAAACGAAAACAAAUAGUAAGACGAUAUCGGAGACGAGUUCGAAUAUGACAACAAAAAUGCGAAGACAUACAUACAUAUAUCAAGAUGAAUUCGAAUAGGAGGACCCAUAAGAGAUAGAAUACUGCGAUGAAUACGAAGACUACGACGAAGAUAAAUUCUAAGAAGAAUACCGCGAGGAAUACGAAGACGAGUACGCAGACAGCGGUUAAAAAAAUAUGGAGUUGAAUGCAAAGACUAAUAGGAAAAAUCUUCGCGUUGAAUUGAUGGAGACAACACGUGAUGUCAUUCUUGCCAAAUGGUCAAAUGUAAGGGACUCAUUUAUAAGAUCUUCGAGGAAAAACCGUUAUCAAGGACUAAAGCGAAGCUAUAUAUACAGCGAGCAUCUCCAGUUUUUAUUGAAAUCGAGACAAGAUGACAAAGAUGAUGCUGGGAGCAGUUUCAGUCAGGAUGAAACUGAAUAUGAUAGGUGUGAUUUGGAAGGAUUAUGUGAUCCACUGUCGCCACCGCAGUCUGCUUCAAACUUACAUCAAUGGAAAAGACAGUUGGACGAUGAUAUAGAGCAAGAAGUAGGAAGGAAAUUGAAAAGAGGAAAGCGAUGUGUUGAGCAAUACUCAAAUAAGUCUCAACCCGAUCAUGAGUUGAUACUAUUGUCUUUUCAACCAUAUAUACGAGAUAUGAGUGAAGAAGAAUUGAUGGAUUUUCAAAUGGGAGUUUUAACAAACAUCAGGAAAAUUAAGCAACAACGGGGUGGAAAGCAGGAAUCUAUUUAAGAGCACGGAUAUUUAGCGUUCCGUGUGUGACGAAAUAUAUAUAUUUAUUUUUGUUCAGUUUUUUCUAUAUUUUUAUACCAGAGCGCACUUGUGCACAAGGGUAUU